Molecule: messenger RNA, 1065 nt
Organism: Lasiosphaeria miniovina
Lineage: Eukaryota; Fungi; Ascomycota; Sordariomycetes; Sordariales; Lasiosphaeriaceae
Exons: 2
Coding region: 160-864 (234 amino acids)
Source: RefSeq, a predicted model, not a curated record
GAGGGCCAAAGCCGCAAAAGCACACCGUGUCGCGUCGGCCCAAACCUUCCUUCAGCGCACUCCAAGAAGGGUGCCUUCCCCUCUUCUCCCAAUUCCCACAGUUCACGCAUCCCAUUCAACAAGUGGAAUUGUAUCCUAAACUGGCCAUUACGACUCGACAUGGCGUCGAAAUAUGCAUCUGACUGGCCACGACAGGGAGCUUGCGAAGAGGAGAAAUGCCCCCAGGUCCUGCGUCUGCGAAAGUGGGUCCCACCACAGAAGCACAGGGUCAGGGCCCCCUUACAGCCCCUACCCAGCACCAGCAGGCCCAUGUGCUGGAGCUCUGCCCAGGUCCGGGUCCGGCACGCACUCCAACCACUGCACAUGCCCACAAGCGUGCAAGAGACGCCGCGCCGCCCGUUGCAGGCAGUUCAGCAUCAACCACGCCUUGCUGGAUGCAUGGCGGGGAGAUCAGGCGUCCGAAGGCAACGUCAGGGCGGCGUCCUCACCAUCCUAGAGCAAUCACCUCCAAUUCCCUGUCGCAAAAGCAUCAUCAUCAUCAGCAGCAGCAGCAGCAGCAAACCUACAGCUGGUCGACAAACAGGCCCCGAAAAGCCUCCCCGGGCCGCUCUCAGUGACAUCACCGCCAUCACCGUUGUCAAGCCCCCAUUGCAGCCUCCAUUGCAGCCUCCAUUGCAUGCUCCGCUCCCACGUCAAGAAAUACCGUUUCCGCGCGCCACUCCGACGUCUCGAGCCCAUCUGCUCUCCGAACCCCAUUGGCUGCCGGCCUCCCCCAUCCGUCUUCCUCCCACCUUCCAGCUUCCCGCACUCGGGAGGAUCGACAGUGAUUCCCGAUUCCUGCGCGUACUCCGUAUAAGCGUAUAGGAUCGAAGUUUGCCCCGUCUCUCUCGCCAUCCCGGUGCUAUCGAGGCACCUGUUCGGCCCAGAGCCCCGGACGUUGCAUCUCCUGGAACGUGGAUACCCAUGGUCUCAUGGCGUGUUGGCCCACUGUCCCACACAUUCCGCCGCAGGUUCCGCACUCCCAAGCAGGGCUGAGCGCUCGCGUCGGGUCGCACCACAUGACGG